UGAUAUCAAUCGCCAUAAACAAUAAGAAGACAAAACGAACCAGCAACGCUUAAAGGCCUCUCCUUUCCUCAAAAAAUCUCCCCCAUAAAUAAAUUAAUCUUCCAAUACAGAGAAACAAACCCAUCGAUUCUUCUGGAAAUAAAAAGGUGUUUUUUCAGCUGUUGUGAAAGAUGAUGUUUCUCCACAGCAGUGUUAGACAUGGAUUGUCAUUGUCUCUUGGUGUCAUCAGUGUUAUCAGUUGGGGUGUCGCUGAGGUACCACAGAUUAUGACUAACUACUUUGAGAAAUCCACUGAAGGUCUCUCUCUUGCCUUCUUAACAACCUGGAUCAUUGGAGAUAUCUUUAAUCUCCUUGGCUGCUUGAUGGAACCAGCUACUCUUCCAACACAAUUCUACAUGGCACUGUUGUAUACAGUGACUACAUUAGUUCUCUUUGUUCAAUCUAUAUAUUACGGCCAUAUCUACCCAGGCUUGAAAAACAGAAGAAACCAAAUGGUUGAAGCAGAACGGAUAGCAAACAUAUGCAGUGAUCCGAAAAUUCCAAGUAGAUGGAGGAAUAGCUGCUCUGAUGCUACUCCUUGUGGCGUUCAAACCACACCUAUCACUAUGAUUCCUGGGAGUCACCGGACUAGUUUUACCGGAAGAGAACUGUUCUACACGUCGGCAAGAUCUUUGUCGAGUAGUCAUACACCACCAGCUGGUUCUGUCUUAGCUCAGAGAAUGGCUCGUGGUCAAAGUGAACCAUUUCUUGAAGAGCCUUUGCUUCCUGAGGAUGCCACACCUCCUUCAAUGCCUCCGUCCACCAAAUCAUUGCUAUGUGUGGUCUCAGUGUUCAUGUUUCUUGGAACGUUCAACCUCUCUAGUCUGCUUAGUGAACCAAGAACUAUGGCUUUAGGAGAGAGUGAUCGAGUAUUUGUGGUUCGAGCAGCAAGAAAGCUUCUGCAGGUCACUAGUGGCAACUUAGCAGAACAUAACGGUGGAGAAAACAGCAAGAUUGGAAUGUGGAUGGGUUGGGCAAUGGCAGUGAUUUAUAUGGGUGGAAGGCUUCCUCAAAUAUGUCUCAACAUGAGGAGAGGACAUGUGGAAGGAUUGAAUCCAUUGAUGUUCUUCUUUGCAUUAGUUGGCAAUAUGACUUAUGUAGGAAGUAUCCUUGUGGCCAGCACUGAAUGGUCAAAGAUUGCACCGAAUCUACCAUGGCUUGUGGAUGCAGGAGGAUGUGUUGUACUUGAUUUUCUUAUUCUGCUCCAGUUCUUCCACUUCCGUUGUCGCAAAGAUACAGAUUCUGAAAAGAAGUAUGAAACCGCAGAAGCUGUCUAAAACAUGGAUGCCUUGAGAACAGAUACAGUUUUGAUUCUGAUCUGACUAGCAAGAUUCAUCUCAUUCUAUUUAUAUAUUCUUUCUCAAAAAACGUGUUACAGUUUCAAAAAUUUUGUGCUGAUAAAACUACUACUGUGUUCUGAGUUUUAAUAAAAUUGUAGGUGUUUAUGGUU
Messenger RNA from Eruca vesicaria subsp. sativa (arugula), 1489 nucleotides. Lineage: Eukaryota; Viridiplantae; Streptophyta; Magnoliopsida; Brassicales; Brassicaceae. The record is from the annotation of a GenBank genome assembly.